Owenia fusiformis is the source of this 1412-nucleotide messenger RNA. The record is from the annotation of a GenBank genome assembly. Lineage: Eukaryota; Metazoa; Annelida; Polychaeta; Sabellida; Oweniidae.
UCAAUAUAGUGUUUGAACAUGAAUUUAAAAGAUGAAUGAUAAAUUCACUCCUGCACGAUUAAAAUGGCGGUAUCUCAAGGCUCGGCAGUCUUUUUCGGUGGCUGGGGAGUGCUUGAAACUGUUCUUUUCGGAGGAAUAAUGUAUGGCUGGCCUUCCCUAGUAUUCGUCCUAAAAGGAGAACGUUAUUUUAGUCAUUUGUGUAAAUGCGAGACAAACUGUACGGAAACAAACGCCUCGACAAACGCUGGUCCAACAUCGUGUGCGGCGCAGGAUGAACAGUUUAACUUGAUAUUUGCGAUAACCGGAGCAGUCGUUUGUAUAUUUCUCGUCUUGAGUGGAACGAUAUUUGACAGGCUUGGUACAUUCAUUGCCAGAUUGCUUGGAAGUGUUGUAUUUCUGGCUGGGUCUUUAAUGAUAGCAUUCUCCACGCCAGGUACAUUCAGAUGCAUAUUCCACAAACAAAAAUGACAUUCAAUCUCUUACGUCCUAUAUCCUGCGGUGUUAUGUGUGAUGUACGGAGGUUUCUGUAUUCUCGUUACUAAUGUACAACUUGGAAAUCUUCUCACGAAAGGGCGCAAUAUCAUGAUAUGUAUCAUGAAUGGAUCAUUUGAUUCGAGUUCGUUCAUCACACUUGUUGUUAAAUUACUAUAUAAAGGCGGGGUAACUCUUCGAGUUUCAUUUAUAACUAUCAGUGCCACCUAUAUCAUCUGUCUCGUAAGUACGUGCCUAUGGUUACCACGGAAAAUUAUUCCCUAUCCAUUAUCAGACGACUUCGAAAUGAAAAUUCGUUUCUUGUGUAAACCUGCUGCUGUAAAAAAGAAAAACGAAAAACAAAAAACGUUAAAUGAUGGUAAAAUUAAUAACGCAUUCGAAUUAGACACCAACAACAAAAGCGUUCAAAUUGGUGCAAAAUGUCAAAAUCUUAGAGUAUCAAAUGCUGAGAUGUCAGUUGAUGAUAUAACACUGAAUAAAGAAGAUGGUUACUCAAUGGAGCCUUCACAAUUGCAACCUCUCAAAGCUGCCCUACUGUCAUCUUUAUUUUGGACCGAUGUUUUAUGGUUUGUAUCCAACAAUCUUCGAGUAGCUUUCUUCUUGGGUAAUUUCAACUCAUGGAUUACAUUCCUGACCAAAGGCAACACACAGAAUGUCAGUCUGUACACAUCAGUGUUUUCGUCUAUAUCAUUGACAUCGAUUAUUGUUAGCAUUCUUGCCGGCGCGAUAAUUGACAGACGGACAACGGCCCCUGUUGGAUCUCUUGCUUUUAAAUUAGAAAAACUUCGUCAUUUCAUUCCAAUGUUUUAUCUCAACAUUGGCCUUGGUGUCCUGCUUUCUGCAUGUGCGGCCAUUCCUGUGUUAGAGCUACAAUACUUUACAUUCGUGGUGUUUGUUUUUCAUAGGACCUUUAUCUACGG